GAGUUGACACGUUACUAAAUCUGAAGCAAUCCUUUCACAUCGACAUAUGAAUUUAUUUAUUUAAUAAGCUAAAAGUCUACAUACGUGUUUUGCAUCUUGUGACUAUAUAAUCUAGCCUUGAUUUAAAGUAACUUGUUGGAAUUAUCUAAGCCGAUUAGACUAGUUCUACAAAGUGAUCAAACAUGGGGGCCUACAAGUACAUCCAGGAGAUUUACAGAAAGAAGCAGAGUGACAUAAUGCGCUUCCUUAUCCGUGUACGCUGUUGGCAGUACAGGCAGUUGUCAUCUGUUCACAGGGCUUCAAGACCAACCCGCCCAGACAAAGCUAGGCGUCUUGGGUACCGUGCUAAGCAAGGUUACGUUGUCUACAGAGUGCGCAUCAAGCGUGGUGGUCGCAAACGCCCAGUUCCCAAAGGUUGUACCUACGGUAAACCCAAAACCCAUGGUGUUAACCAGCUGAAAUUCCAGCGUAACCAGAGAAACGUGGCUGAGGAACGUGUUGGUCGCAAAUGUGGAGGACUUCGUGUACUGAACUCUUACUGGGUAGGUCAAGACUCUACCUACAAGUUCUUUGAGGUAAUUCUAGUGGACCCAUUCCACAAGACAAUCAGACGUGAUCCUGCCAUCCAAUGGAUCUGCAACCCAGUGCACAAACACAGAGAGCUGCGUGGUCUUACCUCUGCUGGAAAGUCUUCUCGUGGUCUUGGCAAAGGGCAUUUGUUCAACAAAACUACUGGUGGCUCCAGAAGAAGAAACUGGCGCAAAAACAAUACUGUAUCUAUGCGCAGAAAGCGUUAAAAUACAUUUUAAAAUAUAUUUUAAUUUUCUGCUGA
Molecule: messenger RNA, 832 nt
Organism: Physella acuta
Lineage: Eukaryota; Metazoa; Mollusca; Gastropoda; Physidae
Product: large ribosomal subunit protein eL15
Biological process (GO): cytoplasmic translation
Cellular component (GO): cytosolic large ribosomal subunit; ribosome
Molecular function (GO): RNA binding; structural constituent of ribosome
Source: RefSeq, a predicted model, not a curated record